AUGCCAGAUUGUUUGAAAGUGAUGGACUCUCCAGUGCUGCUAUCGCUCGAGGAGAUUUACUCUGCAGAGUUUGGUGCGAAAGUGCGAAACACCUUCCUGCAAUUUCCCGACACUCCGGAAGACAGCGAGAACGAAGCUCAGGCCGUGAGUGCUCAGGAGCUGAAAGUCGCACUGAAGAGAUCCUUCUCAGCUCCUGCUCUGGUGGCGAAGGCGAAAGCAGAAGCAGAAAUCGCAGACAGGUCUGCCACGUGGGNNCUCAUGCCCAGUGCGCUAUCUCAAACUUCUCUCGCAGCGUAUUCGGAGAGGCCUGGGAACGAGUCCCAACUGCAGCUUCACAACCAGGGUCUCUGCAAGCCGUGCCGGUUCUUCGCCUUGCGUCCAGAAGGCUGCACCCGGGGAGCCUUGUGCACAUUUUGCCACUACUGCACAUCGAAGACGGCCAAGGAGAGCAAGAAGGAGGCCAAGCGCUUCCGAAAGGCUGAGACCAGGUUCCGAAGUGACCCCGGCACCAGCAGCUGUUAG
This is a messenger RNA of Symbiodinium sp. CCMP2456, 522 nucleotides long. The record is from the annotation of a GenBank genome assembly. NCBI's taxonomy places the organism in Eukaryota, Dinophyceae, Suessiales, Symbiodiniaceae.